AUGGCAGUUGCAGCAGCGGGUCCCGUGCUCACAUUCAAUCCCAAGGAGAACGAGCGAGAAGUUUUCUUCAAAAGGUUAGAGCAGUAUUUUAUAGUACACGGGGUCACUGAAGAAGCUGACAAGAGAGCUCAUUUGCUGUAUAGUUUGUCUGAGGAGGCGUAUAUUUUAUUAGAAAAUUUAUGUAUGCCGCAAAAGCCGGAAGAAACCCCAUACCAAGACAUAGUUCAGUUAUUGUCUAACUACUAUGGUAAAACUGCUGUUGUAUGGGUCGAAAGGCAGAAGUUUUAUAGUGCAUCCAAAUCAGGAAAUGAGACGGCACUAGAAUGGAGUGUACGACUUAAAGGUUUAGCUCGCUAUUGCAAUUUUGGUCAGCAGCUUGAGUCCAAGCUAACGGACAUUUUUGUUACGCAGUUCAAUCCUGGGAAGGUGAGAACUGAAUUAUUCACCCUAAACGAGAACACCACCUUAAAUAACGCUGUUGAAAAGGCCAAAAUUAUCGAAGCAACGCUAGUAAUAAGAGACCCAGUUGGUGAAGUUAAAGCGAGGUCUUAG
Messenger RNA from Acanthoscelides obtectus, 552 nucleotides. The record is from the annotation of a GenBank genome assembly. NCBI's taxonomy places the organism in Eukaryota, Metazoa, Arthropoda, Insecta, Coleoptera, Chrysomelidae.